Nylanderia fulva is the source of this 3274-nucleotide messenger RNA. NCBI's taxonomy places the organism in Eukaryota, Metazoa, Arthropoda, Insecta, Hymenoptera, Formicidae. The record is from RefSeq and is a predicted model, not a curated record.
UAUAUCUUCAUAUGUAUGAAUAUCUUUCUAUGUAUGUUGUACUAUUCGCCAAUUUCUUUCCAUUAAUCAGUAUUAAAAUCUUUAUUUUGGAUCAAAUUUAAUCGGUACAGAAAUGAAACUUUUAGUCGAGCGUCAACAUAUAUCUUUCGCCCUUGAAAACAGGGGAUAAACAUUAGAGCGGUUAUACCGCACAGUUAUAUUCUUUCUCUUGUGUCUUAAUGAUAUCUAGCAAGAAGAAUUGAAAAGGACGAGUGGUGCAUGUUACGGCGAAAUUAUUGAUUGUGACUUAUUAUUUAUAGCGCAUAUAUUUUAUUAUUGUAUGCGGUUUCAUUCUCAAGCAUAUAAUCCAAGGAAGAAAAAUCAUUAAAACUGUACAAGUUGCAUCGUAUCAAUAGUUCAGAAUCGAGGACGAACGAAAUAGAAGAGAUGCAGGCAGAUGAGAGUGAUGUGAUGCUGGCAGAGGGGAAGCGAAUUUUUGUCAAACCCGAGAAGUACUUAUAUCCGCCAGCUUUUAGAAAUUGGCCGAUCUUAAAUCUGCUAGACCUGGGAUUUAUCAUGCAAAUUCGCAUGGUUAUGGUAUAUGGUUAUGGAAACAAGGCUCUAAUUGUGACGAAGAACAAGAGAGUUUAUGCUUUAGAUUAUAACGAAAAAGAUCAUUUCGUCAAUGAUAAGACGCUCUAUCCAGAAGAGUUGGAAUUGCCGCUUCAAGCAAACAUAAAGACUAUUGCUUGCUCCGCAUAUUUUGUCUAUGUGCUUUUCGAAAAUGGAAAGGUUUAUUUUUGGAGGCACAUGCGUACUGCAGUCAGAUCGUUUUUAUUUAAUACGCAGGGUAGACCUGCGCGAGUAAAUAUUUUAAACAAUAAAUAUAUUGUAGACAUCGCAUGCGGCUCAUCUCAUUGUCUCGCUCUGACUGAAGAUGGACAGGUGUAUACUUGGGGAAGAAACAAAUGUGGACAAAUUGGGAACGGAGACUGCUCCGACGAAACCAUCAAUCUGCCAACACAGGUUGAAUUGGAAGGACGAAAGAUUGUUCAUAUUGCCUGCGGUAAAAAUUUCAACAUGGUUAUUACUGAUACUGGCAAAUUAUACGGUUGGGGUAACAAUAAGAAUAGCGAGAUUUCAAUUUUUGUUCUAUAUCGCCAGUACUAUCACGCAUUCCCAGAAGAAAUAAUUACGGGCAAAAGAAUAAAAAAGGUGUCCUGCGGAUUUGAACACAUUUUGGCGCUUACGGAUAGGGGAGAUAUCUACGCCUGGGGCAAGAACAUCAGCGGACAAAUUGGUAAUAAUUCUGAUUUGCCAAUCUGCUCCGUUCCGAUGAUGGUGAACAUGCCCGAGUUGGUUAAGGACAUCGCUGCUUACGGUUACUUGAGCGUUGCCCUCAGUAAUAAUAACACAGUUUAUGUAUGGGGCGACUGUUUUGGUCAGUAUAUUAAAGUUCCGCUUCCCACGAAAUUUUCUGGAAUUCAAGAUGCGUUCGCUUUCACUAAAUUAAAAGUCAUGUGCAAGCCGCUUAUUGUGUCUGACAGUGAUCUAGAAGGAAUGUUAAACAUAUUUAACUCUCUGAAAGUCGAUGUUCCGAGAGUGGAGUUCGAUGAUCCGGAAGAAGAAGUGCAGAAGAAGAGAUUAAAAUUGAGUACGAACGAAAUAAUUGUGCUGACAGACAAAAGGCGAGUAUUGCUGGUUGAUCUCGAGAAGUGUAUAUAUCCGCCAGCUUUUAGAAAUUGGCCGAUCUUGAAUCUGCUAGAUUUGGAAUUUAUCAUGCAAAUUCGCAUGGUUGUGGUAUAUGUUGGUGACGGAAACAAAGCUCUAAUUGUGACAAAGAACAAGAAAGUGUAUACUUUAGAUUAUAACAAAGAUGAUCAUUUGAAUAUUAAAACACCCUACCCAAGACAGUUAGAAGAGCUUUUUCACAAAAACAUAAAGACUGUUGCUUUCACCGCAUAUUUUGUUUAUGUACUUUUCGAGAAUGGAGAGGUUUAUUUCUGGGAACACAUUGAGGAUAUAUUGGACAAAAAAAUAUAUUUUUCUAAGACGGAUUUUACACCUGCUCGAUUAGUUGGUUUAGACGAUAAAUAUAUUGUGGACAUUGCAUGCGGCAUGUAUCAUUGUCUUGCUUUGACUGAAGAUGGACAAGUGUACACUUGGGGAAGAAACGAUUGGGGACAGCUUGGAACGGAGACUGCUCCGACGAAACCAUCAGUCUGCCAACACAAGUUGAAUUGGAAGGACGAAAGAUUGUUCAUAUUGCCUGCGUACUAUCACGCAUUCCCAGAAGAAAUAAUUACGGGCAAAAGAAUAAAAAAGGUGUCCUGCGGAUUUGAACACAUUUUGGCGCUUACGGAUAGGGGAGAUAUCUACGCCUGGGGCAAGAACCACAACGGACAAGUUGGUACUAAUUCUGAUUUGCCAAUCUGCUCCGUUCCGAUGAUGGUGGACAUGCCCGAAUCGGUUAAGGACAUCGCUGCUUACGGACACUUAAGCGUUGCCCUCAGUAAUAAUAACAUAGUUUAUGUAUGGGGCGACUGUUUUGGUCAGCAUAUUAAAAUUCCGCUUCCCACGAAAUUUUCCGGAAUUCAAGAUGCGUUCGCUUUCAGUAAAUUUAAAGUUACAUUCAAGCCGCUUAUUGUGUCAGACAGUGAUGUAAAAGGAAUAUUACAUAUAUUUGAACUCAUAGAUAAAGCCUAUCUACCGGGAAUGAAGUUCAAUGAUCCGACAACAAACGAUAUAAUUAUAAAAAUCGGCGAAGAUCAAAUAUUCGCUCACGAAUCUAUCCUUAAAAUUCGUAGUCAGUAUUUUAAAAAUAAGUUUGAUCAACGUGAUUGGAUUGAAAAUAAUAAACGUUUAGUAGGCCUGCCAGUAUACAAUGUACCAGAUAAAUUUUCCUACAUUGUCUAUAAAACCUACAUACAAUAUUUAUAUACUGGCAAAGUUGAUUUACUUUUGACUAAUAUAUCAGAGCUUAUAACAUUGGCUGAUAAGUACUAUGAACUUAGACUUAAGGAAAAGUUAAUGGUGUGUCUUGAUAAAUGAUAAGGUAUUCGAAGAGUUUUGCUUCCAAUUUGGUCUGUGUCACAUGAAAAUCAUAGUAUUAUUCGAAAAUAUUGUCUUAAGUUAGACAGGAGUACAAAGUAUAUUUUUAUGCGUAGAGCAGCAAAGGAAAAUGCUUUUAGAACGUGAUUUCUUUUGCAACAAACAAGUUUCAGGUGAAAUGUUCCGAUUGAUUUUUUCUAUUUUUAUAUGUGUGCAAGCGAUUUGUUUCAUAUUUUAGUUUUAU